Trichoderma gamsii is the source of this 2922-nucleotide messenger RNA. Its product is annotated as gluconate kinase. The coding region runs from base 1 to 2922 and encodes 973 amino acids. The record is from RefSeq and is a predicted model, not a curated record. The transcript has 3 exons. Lineage: Eukaryota; Fungi; Ascomycota; Sordariomycetes; Hypocreales; Hypocreaceae.
AUGCGUGCAUUUGUUAAAGCCAAAGUUGACUUCUUCUCUUCAGAGAGAAAAGAAGAUUAUGUCCACUCUUUGCCAGAGUUGAUUGACUUUAAUGCCGUCCAUAAUCCCGACCACCUAUUUUGCAUUCAGGCUCGGUCAAAUGAACCGUUCAUCAACGUCACUAAUGCACAAUUCAAGGUUGCAGUUGACCAGUGCGCUCAAUGGAUUGCAGACAACGUCAAAUUGCCGACCGUUGCAACUAAGAAUGGUCUGGUUGACAGACCGCCGGUCGCUUUGCUCAUGGAAAGUGACUUUGGCCUGAUAGUGCAUCAGUUUGCUCUUGUGUCCAUGGGUAUUCCCCCGCUCGUCCUUUCCGCACGCCUCAGUCCUGAGGCUAUCUUCCAUCUCCUAAAAAGCACCGAAGCGUCUUCCCUUAUCAUCUCACAGAGAAUUGCACAGGCCACCAAGGGAGCCUUUGGGAGUGUCAAACUCAUCGAUAUUCAUGUCGGUCAGCCAUACAGCUCCUUUUAUGACGUGGCUGAAGACAAGAGGAUCAAGAGAGACUCUGCUUAUCCAGACAAUGUUGAUGCCAACAUUCUGCUGUUGCAUUCGUCUGGUACCACUGGUCUUCCAAAGCCAAUUGCUCUCACUCACCGACAGCUAGUGUUCUCCGUUAGUCAUGGUGAUUUCGACACAGAAGAAGAGGCGCAGGGAAUUGUCAUCUCUACCCUUCCUCUUUUCCAUGGAUUCGGUCUACUUGCUCCUGGGCUUUCCAUGUCGAUUGGGAAGACUGUGUGCUUCCCAGCAUCUGAUCGUAUUCCCGAUGCUCAAUCGAUUGUAGACCUAGUCAACACUUCUGGCGCAACAGGCAUGAUGACAGUACCUUUUCUUCUUGAGGACAUGGCUACACUCCCGAAUGAGGUGGGUUUGAAGACUCUGGCUAAAUUGAAUUUUGUCGGAACGGGAGGCAGUGCUCUUAGUGCCGCGUUUGGAGCCUCUGCUGCAGCUGCAGGAAUUCGACUCCUAAAUUUGUAUGGAACGACAGAGACAGGUCCCCUCACGAAGACAUUUGCGCCUAAGGAUGGAUACGACUGGAAGUAUUUCAGAUUACGAAAAGACAUGCUAUUCAAGGUUUCAGAGUUGGAUCCCCACGAAGGCGAACGACGGUUCAGGCUGACAGUGUUCCCCUUUGGCGCUGAGAAGCCAUUCGAGAUUGCCGAUCAACUGGUUCGGAACGAAGCAUUCCCCGAAACUGACUUUGCUGCAGUUGGCCGCGACGACGACGUGGUGGUUCUUGCGAACGGUGAAAAGGUCAACCCUCUACUCCUGGAGACUGCAUUGACGGAAUCCGGACUGGUCAAGUCGGCCAUUGCCUUUGGAGAGAACCAAUUCGAGAUCGGCGUGAUUGUAGAGCCUACAGAUCCCAUUGCUGAUGAUCAGACAGAGGAGUUUAAGAACAAGAUAUGGCCCAUUAUUGUCCAGGCGGGCGAGCGGAUGGAUGCCACCGCUAGAAUUUACUCCCCUAUCGCCAUCAUUGUAUUAUCAUCCAGCGUCGUGGUUCCUAGAACAGACAAAGGAUCCAUUGCGCGCAAAGAGGUUUUCAAGCUGCUCGAGGCAGACAUUACCCAAGUUUACAAAGACUUGGACAAUGGCGCUAUUGAUGUACCACCGCUCAAUUACGCAAAUCUAGAGCAAGAACUGAAAGAGCUGAUUCAGAAAAGGCUCAAGCUACGGGUGUUGCCGGAUGCUUGGACGAUCGACGACAAUAUCUUUACUCUGGGUCUAGAUUCUCUGCAGGCUACAACACUGCGACGAAUUCUUCUAUCCGCGGCUACAGAAACGUCGCCCGAUGUUAUUAGAAGGGAUUUCGUCUAUGUCAACUACUCUGUGAGGCUCAUGGCAGAUGCACUUCGACAGAAUGCUUCGUCGAGCACGAGUGGAGCUACCUUUGCCAAAGAGGUGGAAAGCUUUACCCAACGUUACUCCGUCAAAUCUCUCAGAACUCCAGAGGCAGCCAAUCCUGAUGGCACCGCCAAGCUUGUUGAGGGAGCAGUUGUGCUAUUGACAGGCAGUUCAGGCAGCCUAGGAUCCUAUGCGUUGGCAGAGCUAGCAAAGUCGCCUCAAGUUGCCAAGGUUGUCUGUCUACUGAGGAAACGCCCCGGCAGCGUAAUCAGCCCAGUUCCUGGAGGAUCUAAGAUUGACAAGGCUUUUCUUGUUUCCAAGGGUGUAGAAUUAACCGAUGCAGAGUGGGCAAAGAUUACAGCCUUGGAAAUCGACCCGACCGCAGACAACUUAGGGCUUCCACCUAUGGUUUACGCCAUGGUCUCGAAAACGGUCACUCAUGUGUUGCACGCGGCGUGGCCGAUGAACUUCCACAUGCGACUGCCAUCGUUCGACUAUCAGUUUGCCUACUUGAAGAAUCUCUUGCAGCUGUCUGUUGAGGCGCCGCAAAAGGUCCGAUUUUUAUUCAUAUCGUCGAUUUCUGUCCUUGCAAAACUGGGCCUGGAUGAUCCAGGAUACAGCAUCCCUGAAACUCCCCUGAACGUGGAAAGCGCCGCUUGUGGCGUUGGAUACGCCGAUGCAAAGCUAGUCUGUGAAAAGAUGCUGGAAGAAGCAUCGCUACUCUACAGCGAUGCGUUAGAGACAUGGGGCGAGAUCUUGGAAAUUGUCCGAGCCGAGCUUGGGAUAACAAAGUCACUUCCAUAUGAUGACUGGCUGGAGCAAGUGGCGGCUACCGACGAUAAAGACGCCGAUGUCUAUCCCGUCAAAAAGCUUUACGAGUUCUUCAAGCUCUAUUUCAUAACUGCCUCUUCGGGUACGGUUGUUAUGGCAACAGACGUUAGCCGCCAGGGCUCAGCAACUCUUCGCCAACUCACAGCCUUAGACAGGGAUGUCAUCUCUGGAUAUGUGCGGUACUGGAAGAAAGCAGGCUACCUGGAUUAG